Messenger RNA from Lutzomyia longipalpis, 1483 nucleotides. RefSeq names its product 26S proteasome regulatory subunit 6A-B (gene Rpt5). The transcript has a single exon. Gene Ontology annotation, biological process: proteasome-mediated ubiquitin-dependent protein catabolic process. Lineage: Eukaryota; Metazoa; Arthropoda; Insecta; Diptera; Psychodidae. Gene Ontology annotation, cellular component: proteasome regulatory particle, base subcomplex. The coding region runs from base 89 to 1375 and encodes 428 amino acids. Gene Ontology annotation, molecular function: ATP binding; proteasome-activating activity; ATP hydrolysis activity. The record is from RefSeq and is a predicted model, not a curated record.
ACAAGCUGUCAAAAAAGGUCAUCAAAAUAUUGUGGCUUGCUCGGAAGGAUUUGCAGUGUAAAAAGUUUUUGAGAGAAAUUGAGCAAAAAUGACUACAACAUUGGAAGAUAAGUCAAUCUGGGAGGAUUCAGAGGAGGUCCUGAGUGAGGAAGUGCUGCGGAUGCCUACGGAUGAGAUUGUAAGUCGCACCCGGAUGAUGGACAAUGAAAUAAAGAUCAUGAAUAGUGAGGUUAUGCGGAUCAAUCAUGAGCUGCAGACUCAAAAUGAUAAAAUAAAGGAAAAUACGGAGAAAAUAAAGGUCAACAAGACAUUGCCGUACCUUGUGUCCAACGUGAUUGAGCUACUGGAUGUGGAUCCGCAGGAGGAGGAAGACGACGGGGCUGUUGUUGUGUUGGAUUCUCAACGCAAAGGAAAGUGCGCUGUCAUCAAAACUUCCACAAGGCAAACUUAUUUUCUUCCCGUAAUUGGGCUCGUGGAUCCGGAGAAAUUGAAGCCCGGUGACUUGGUGGGAGUCAACAAGGACUCCUACUUGAUUCUGGAAACCCUCCCGGCUGAGUAUGAUGCACGCGUGAAGGCAAUGGAGGUGGAUGAGAGGCCAACGGAGCAGUAUUCAGACAUUGGGGGGUUGGAUAAGCAAAUUCAGGAGCUCAUUGAGGCUGUUGUUUUGCCAAUGACGCACAAGGAGAAAUUCAAAAAUUUGGGCAUUCAUCCACCAAAGGGGGUACUCCUGUAUGGACCUCCUGGCACCGGAAAGACCCUCUUGGCUCGUGCUUGCGCUGCCCAGACCAAGUCUACUUUCCUCAAACUCGCUGGGCCACAGCUUGUGCAAAUGUUCAUUGGUGAUGGAGCUAAAUUGGUGCGGGAUGCCUUUGCUCUGGCCAAAGAAAAAGCCCCAGCUAUCAUCUUCAUUGACGAACUCGAUGCCAUCGGUACGAAACGUUUCGACUCUGAGAAGGCUGGAGAUCGUGAGGUACAGCGUACUAUGUUGGAGCUUCUCAAUCAACUGGAUGGAUUCAGCUCUACGACGGACAUCAAAGUUAUUGCUGCUACAAAUCGUGUGGAUAUCCUCGAUCCGGCUCUUCUGCGAUCUGGUCGUUUGGACAGGAAGAUCGAAUUCCCCCAUCCCAAUGAGGAAGCCCGAGCACGUAUUAUGCAAAUUCACUCGCGUAAGAUGAAUGUGAGUCCUGAGGUGAAUUUCGAGGAACUUGCACGCUCCACGGAUGACUUCAAUGGGGCCCAAUGCAAGGCCGUUUGUGUGGAGGCGGGUAUGAUUGCCCUAAGACGCUCAGCCAGCUGCGUAACACACGAAGACUUUAUGGAUGCGAUCAUGGAGGUGCAGGCAAAGAAGAAAGCCAAUCUCAACUACUAUGCCUAAGGAUUCUAAUCCUUCAUUAUCUGCUACGCUCCUCUUUUUUUAUAAAAAAAAAUAAUUAAAAUAAUAAAUUUGUCGUGUAAGAAAUAAAAUAAAAUACACUCAUCUUUC